CAGUUUCGUCAACCGUUUUGCAGUGCCCCAGGGAUUGGUAUUUGUUGGGACAACCUAAUCAGCGAUGGUCCCCACCAGUCCGCACGCCGCUGGACUCGAACUUGGCGUCUGGAACGCCCAGGUCACGACGUCACCACAGCGCAUACGUAGAGGAGGUUCCGGUUGUCAAAUGGAUUCAAUAAAGCCAUUCCGUGUUUAAUUACUUACAAGAUAACACGUUGUUUUAUUUGUUGGACAUUAAGUCUUAUUUUGUCCUUGCUUUUAAUUUGUUAAAUGUUAAUUGUCUCUCACGUACGACAUCGGCCACCGGGCGUACGUGGUGAUACAAAAGUGGCGACUCGGGUUAGUUUUGGCCUAAUCUUUACGGGUCCAAGACGACGCCCACGCGGAAACGUAGAAGACUUCGGGAAAGUUCCGAGAGCUCGAUGGACGGCGACGAAUCCAUGAACGGCCAGGUUCCGCCGAACGGGCAGGUGCCGCUGAACGGACAGUUGCCGCCGAACGGACAGUUGCCGCCGAACGGACAGUUGCCGCCGAACGGACAGUUGCCGCCGAACGGGCAGUUCGGGCAGCAACCACAUGGAUUCCGACCUGGGGCAGAUCCGUACAUGCAGUGGUUCUCGCAGCAGCAGCAAGUCUACGUGACGGAGAUGUUCCGCCAGCAGCAGGAGGUUCUCCAGCAGCAACAAGCGGCCAUGCAGCAGCAACAGCGAGCGUUCAUGGAGCAGCAGGAGCAGCUUCUACGGAACGUCAUGACUCGGAUCAAUGUACAGGUCCCGCCGAACCCGGAGGUCAUUCUGGACUCGCUUGCCAACAACAUCAAGGAGUUCAGGUAUGAUCCGGAAAACAACGUCACCUUCGCGGCCUGGUACAAUCGUUAUGACGAGCUCUUUGCGAACGACGCUAGCCGGCUGGACGAUCCGGCCAAGGUGCGCUUGCUGCUCAGGAAGCUGGGGAUGUCGGAACACGAGCGGUACACGAGCUACAUACUGCCGAAAACAGCUAAGUUUUUCUCGUUCGCGGAUACCGUGGCAAAGCUUACGUCACUGUUCGGUACGGCCGAAUCGGUGAUCAGUCGACGGUACCGCUGCUUGCAGAUCAUGAAGCAACCUUUGGAGGACUAUGUCACCUAUGCCUGCCGCAUCAACAAAGCUUGCGUUGAAUUCGAACUGCCCAAGCUCUCGGAGGAGCAGUUCAAGUGUCUUGUUUUUGUGUGUGGUCUGAAGUCAGAGAAAGACGCAGAAAUAAGAACGCGGUUGCUGUGCAGGAUCGAGGAGCGAGCAGACAUAACACUGGAGCUGAUUUCGGAAGAAUGCCAACGCCUUCUCAACAUUUGGCACGACGCGGCGGUGAUCGACGAGCAGGUAGCCGCUGUGCAAGCGUUGGAUUCGAAGCCGAAGUUCCCGAGGAAGCAGUUCAAGUCUGGUCCAGCUGGUGAUCGCGCGAAGUCCGGUAGAAGUGGUCCAGACACGGCCUGCUGGUUGUGUGGUGGGAUGCACUACGCAAGGGACUGCUCGUUCAAGGCGCACGAGUGCACCGACUGUGGACUGGUUGGCCACAAAGAAGGCUACUGCCGGAGCGCUGAGAAAGUCCGGAAGAAGUACGUCUCGACGAAGGUGGUGAAAGUUAACACGUGCAGCGUGGAAGAUCGUCGGAAGUACGUGCCAGUCGUGAUGAAUCGCACCUCUGUGCGGCUGCAACUCGACACCGGGUCCGACAUCACCAUCAUCUCAACGGGAACGUGGCGCAGCAUUGGAAGUCCACCGAUGUCAACAACUUCCGUCGUGGCAAAAACUGCUACGGGCAAGCCCUUGGGGAUCGACGGUGAGUUCUGGUGCGAAAUGGUGGUCGGGGGACGAAAGUCUUCUGGUCUGGUUCGAGUGACAAGUCAACCUCUGAAUUUGCUGGGCUCUGACAUAAUUGACAGCUUUGGGCUGUGGUCAGUGCCGCUUGACACCAUCUGUCAUCUGGUUGAAACGUCAACAACAACAACAACAAAUGUUGAUGCACUCAAGGCGGAGUUUCCACAUUUGUUUUCUGGAGAGUUGGGCUUGUGCGUGAAGACGAAGGUGAAACUUGAGUUGAAGCCGGAAAAAUCACCCGUUUUUCGGCCCAAGAGACCGGUUGCUUACGCGAUGUACCAAGCUGUGGAUGAUGAGUUGGACCGACUCGAACGCUGCAACAUAAUUUCUCCUGUGGAUUUUUCGGAGUGGGCAGCUCCGAUCGUGGUGGUACGAAAGGCAAGCGGGGCAGUACGAAUCUGUGGAGACUAUUCCACGGGGUUGAACGACGCGUUGCAGCCCAACCAGUACCCGUUGCCUCUUCCCCAGGACAUUUUUGCUAGUCUGGCCAGUUGUACCGUCUUCAGUCAGAUUGACUUGACCGAUGCGUACCUGCAGGUGGAGAUGGACGAAAGCUCGCGUGCCAUGCUCACCGUCAACACGCACCGGGGACUAUACCAGUACAACCGCCUGGCACCUGGAGUAAAGCCAGCACCGGGAGCUUUCCAGCAAGUCAUCGACGGGAUGCUGUCCGGGCUCGUGAGGACUUGUGGUUAUCUCGACGACGUGGUUGUCGGGGGUUUGGACGAAGAGGACCAUAAGAAAAACCUACGGGCGGUGCUGCAGCGCAUAGAGGAGUUUGGUUUCACGAUUCGUGCGGAAAAAUGUUCGUUCGGUCAGCCGCAAAUUCGCUACCUGGGCCAUCUUCUUGAUCGCCAGGGAUUGCGGCCGGAUCCAGCCAAGAUCGAAGCAAUCGCCAAUCUCGCCGUUCCGACCGAUGUCAGUGGAGUUCGGUCAUUUCUGGGAGCCAUUAACUACUAUGGCAAGUUUGUGGCGAACAUGCGCAAUUUGCGGUAUCCCCUCGACGAGCUGCUGAAGGAUGGGAACAAGUUUCGGUGGACGCCGGAAUGCCAGCAAGCGUUCGACCGAUUCAAGCAGAUUCUCAGCUCCGACUUGAUGCUGGCCCACUACGAUCCGACGCAGGAGAUUAUUGUCUCGGCCGACGCGUCAUCCGUUGGGCUAGGCGCAACCAUCAGCCACAAGUACACCGACGGGUCGGUGAAAGUCGUUCAGCAUGCAGCUCGGGCGCUGUCGAAGGCGGAACAGGGGUACAGCCAGCCGGACAGAGAGGGUCUAGCCAUCAUUUUUGCCGUUACCAAGUUCCACAAGAUGAUCUUCGGUCGCUCGUUCCGGCUCCAGACCGAUCACGCGCCGCUGUUGCGGAUCUUCGGGUCGCGUAAGGGCAUUCCCGUGUAUACGGCGAACCGGCUGCAGCGUUACGCGUUGACCCUUUUGCUGUACGAUUUCACCAUCGAGCACGUCCCGACUGAGAAGUUCGGUCACGCCGACGUGCUGUCACGGCUUAUCAGCAACCACGCCAAACCCGACGAGGACUACGUUAUUGCUAGCAUCACCCUGGACAACGAUUUGAGGUCAGUAGUAGUUGACGUAGCAAGUGCCCUUCCUCUCAGUUUUAGGGUUGUGGAGCGUGACACGCAAGUCGACCCGUUGCUGAAGAAGAUCUACCGUUACCUGCGCAAUGGCUGGCCACAGAAGCACACGAUCGUCGACUCGGAAAUUUUGCGCUUCUUCGCUCGGCAGGACUCGCUGAGCACUGUGGACGGGUGCGUUUUGUUUGGAGAAAGGCUGGUCAUCCCUGAACGGCACCGGCAGCGGUGUCUGCGCCAGCUGCACCAAGGACACCCGGGGAUCUCACGCAUGAAGGCCAUCGCCCGAAGCUAUGUCUACUGGCCUUCGAUUGACGACGAUGUGGAGGCACUUGUGAAGGCGUGCAAGCAUUGCGCAUCAGCGGCACGAUCCCCUCCGCACUCAGCACCAGUUCCGUGGCCUAGACCGACGGGACCAUGGAAACGUGUGCACGUGGACUUCGCUGGUCCGAUGGAAGGUGCGUACUUUUUGCUGAUUGUAGAUGCCUACACCAAAUGGCCGGAGGUGAUUAAGACGAAUCGCAUCACUUCGGUAGCAACAAUCGGCAUGCUUCGCAGCGUUUUUGCUCGUCUGGGUAUGCCAGAACUGCUGGUCAGCGAUAACGGGACACAGUUUACGAGCGCUGAGUUCCUGGAGUUCUGUACAACUAACGGCAUCCAGCACCUUACGACGGCCCCGUUUCAUCCGCAGUCCAAUGGCCAAGCGGAGCGGUUUGUGGAUACGUUUAAACGAGCAGUGAAGAAGAUUCAGGCGGGGAGGAGCUCAAUCGACGAAGCGCUAGACGUCUUCCUGAUGACGUAUCGAACUACACCGAAUCGUCAGGUCGAAGGCGGCGUGUCACCAUCUGAAGCCAUGUUUGGACGCCGCAUCCGGACGAAUCUGGAACUGCUCUUGCCACCACCACCAAAACCACCAAGCGAGUCAACGGAGUUGAAAGGUGGUUCCCGGAAGCGACGGUUUGAACCGCACGACCUGGUUUACGCGAAGCUGUACAGCGGAAACAAGUGGCACUGGGCGCCUGGCGUUGUUUGCGACCGGGUUGGCCAGGUGAUGUAUACCGUUUGGGUCGAGGACCGCCGUAUGCUCCGAUCGCACGCAAAUCAGCUUCUCAGUCGUGCAGAUUGGGAUCCGAGGACAGAUGGAGCAGAGAAGCCGAAGUUGCCCCUCGACAUCCUGCUGGAUUCCUGGAAUCUGUCGAAACCAACACCGGCUGCGGACCCAACAACACCGACGGUCUUGGACGCGUCACUACAGUCAGCAAGUCCGGAUCAACGCUCGUCACCUGGUGUCCCAGAAUGCUCGCCAUCCAUACCAAGAUCACCCGAGCAGGUUGCACCACCUGAAAGCGAGCCUGCGUCGCUGGUACCGGGGCUUCGUCGUUCUACACGAGUUCGAAAGAAGCCUCAGCGGUUCAACUCGUACCAGCUCAAUUGAGAAGGGGGGAUGUUGGGACAACCUAAUCAGCGAUGGUCCCCACCAGUCCGCACGCCACUGGACUCGAACUUGGCGUCUGGAACGCCCAGGUCACGACGUCACCACAGCGCAUACGUAGAGGAGGUUCCGGUUGUCAAAUGGAUUCAAUAAAGCCAUUCCGUGUUUAAUUACUUACAAGAUAACACGUUGUUUUAUUUGUUGGACAUUAAGUCUUAUUUUGUCCUUGCUUUUAAUUUGUUAAAUGUUAAUUGUCUCUCACGUACGACAUCGGCCACCGGGCGUACGUGGUGAUACAAAA
Culex pipiens pallens (northern house mosquito) is the source of this 5181-nucleotide messenger RNA. RefSeq lists its product as uncharacterized. The record is from RefSeq and is a predicted model, not a curated record. Gene Ontology annotation, molecular function: nucleic acid binding; aspartic-type endopeptidase activity. Gene Ontology annotation, biological process: proteolysis; DNA integration. Lineage: Eukaryota; Metazoa; Arthropoda; Insecta; Diptera; Culicidae. The transcript has a single exon. The coding region runs from base 426 to 4883 and encodes 1485 amino acids.